Monopterus albus (swamp eel) is the source of this 4130-nucleotide messenger RNA. It is a transcript of the gene sv2ca, whose product is annotated as synaptic vesicle glycoprotein 2Ca. Gene Ontology annotation, biological process: chemical synaptic transmission; transmembrane transport. The record is from RefSeq and is a predicted model, not a curated record. Gene Ontology annotation, cellular component: synaptic vesicle membrane. Bases 390 to 2594 code for a protein of 734 amino acids. The transcript has 13 exons. Gene Ontology annotation, molecular function: transmembrane transporter activity. NCBI's taxonomy places the organism in Eukaryota, Metazoa, Chordata, Actinopteri, Synbranchiformes, Synbranchidae.
GAGGACUGCAUCGGAAAAAACUGCCAGCGCAUUGUCGUGCGCUGGCAAAGAGGCUGUCCCUCAUCCCGUUUUACAAUAAAAAGCACACAAGAUUUUUCUUUUCGUAAAGACAAAGAAGAAUCUGAUGCUAUGGACGACAGCCAAGUCCACUGUUCUGGCCAUAAAUGACGCCUGGCUGAUGAUUGCUACAGCCAUUGUGGGUUAUCUCCUGUGGUGACUGCAAACUCAAGAGUUUUCCUCCCUGCUGCAUCUCAAGACCCACUGAUCUUACAGUAUCAUUCCUGCAGGGCCCUCGUCUGCUUACAUUCACCCCUCUUGCCCUUCUUUCUUCUUUCUUCUGCUUCUAAGUAUACUCUGAACCCCUGUGACGACCAACCGGUGGAGGCAGAAUGGAGGACACUUACAAUAAUAGGACUUCCCUGGUUAAGGGGGCUAAAGACAUGGUUAAGGAGGCCAAGAGGCACGCAGCAAAGAAAGUCAACAAAGUGGUCGACCGAGCCACAGAUGAGUAUUCAUCCCACCAUAACUACAGCCGAUUCAAGGAUGAGGAGGAUGAAGAUGAAGAUUUCUACCAGAACCCCCCAAGGCAGGACGGCGAGGGAAACAAUGACAACGAGGAGGGCUCCAGCGAUGCCACAGAGGGCCACGAUGAUGAAGAUGAGAUCUACGAGGGCGAGUACCAGGGGAUCCCCUCGGCAGGAGAUAAGAAUUUUAAGGAGGGGCAGGUGGCACUGGGGCAGCCAUUGUCGGAUGCCACAAGGGAUCGCAAGGAGUUGGAGCAGGAGAGACAGGCUGAUGAGGAGGAGCUGGCCCAGCAAUACGAGCUGAUCAUCCAGGAGUGUGGCCACGGGAGGUUCCAGUGGCAGCUGUUCCUGGUGCUUGGGCUGGCACUAAUGUCAGAUGGGGUGGAGGUAUUCAUGGUGGGCUUUGUGCUGCCCAGUGCAGAGACAGACAUGUGUGUGCCCAACUCCAGCUCAGGAUGGCUAGGCAGUGUUGUUUACCUAGGGAUGAUGGUUGGUGCGUUCUUCUGGGGAGGGAUGUCUGACAAAGUGGGCCGCAGACAGUGUCUCCUCAUUUGCAUGUCCAUGAAUGGCUUCUUCGCCUUCCUGUCAUCGUUUGUCCAGGGAUAUGGCUUAUUCCUCACUUUCCGUCUUGUCGCAGGCUUCGGGAUAGGAGGCGCUGUGCCCAUUGUUUUCUCCUUCUUUGCAGAGGUGCUGUCGAGGGAGAAAAGAGGAGAGCACCUCAGCUGGUUGUGUAUGUUCUGGAUGAUUGGAGAGAUCUAUGCAUCUGCUAUGGCCUGGGCCAUCAUACCGCACUAUGGCUGGAGCUUCAGUAUGGGCUCAGCAUACCAGUUUCACAGUUGGAGGGUGUUUGUGGUUGCCUGUGCCCUGCCCUGUGUGUGUGCUGUGGUGGCACUUACCUUCAUGCCUGAAAGCCCCAGGUUCUACCUUGAGGUGGGGAAGCAUGAUGAAGCCUGGAUGAUCCUCAAACAGAUCCACGACACCAACAUGAGAGCACGUGGGCAACCAGAGAAAGUCUUCACUGUAAAUAGGAUCAAGAUUCCCAAACAGCUGGAUGAACUGGUUGAAAUGGGAUCAGAGUCUGGCAACCCAGUUUCCAAGGUUUUCUUUAGGAUAAAGGCUGAAGUACAUGGGAUGUAUUUGAAUCUUUUGAAGUGCUUCAACUAUCCUAUGCGAGAAAACAUGAUGCGUCUAGCCAUUGUGUGGCUCACGCUCUCAUUUGGGUACUAUGGCCUGUCAGUCUGGUUUCCUGAUGUCAUCAAACACCUUCAGGCAGAUGAAUACGCCUCUAAAGUGAAGAUCCACAAAAAUGAACACAUCGAAGACUUCACCUUCAACUUCACCCUGGAGAACCAGAUACACAAAAAUGGCACUUUCAUUAAUGACCGGUUCAUCAGUAUGAAACUGAAGUCUGUCACCUUCAUUGAUUCUACCUUUCAUAACUGCUACUUCGAAGAUGUCACAUCAGUGGGCUCCUUCUUUCGUAACUGUACUUUCAUUGAUGCUUUCUUCUACAACACAGACAUUGAUGAAUCUAAGUUAAUAGAUGGUACAGAGGUGGUCAAUAGCACAUUCACCCACAACAAGAAAGGAUGCCAGAUGACAUUUGACGACGACUACAGCGCCUACUGGGUUUACUUCAUUAACUUCCUGGGAACCCUGGCGGUUUUGCCUGGCAACAUUGUGUCCGCCCUUCUCAUGGACAAAAUUGGGCGUCUGUCCAUGUUAGGUGGCUCUAUGAUCCUUUCAGGCAUCAGUUGUUUCUUCUUGUGGUUUGGCACUAGCGAGUCCAUGAUGAUUUUCAUGUUGUGCCUUUACAACGGCCUGAGCAUCUCUGCCUGGAACUCCCUGGAUGUGGUCACUACUGAGUCCUUCCCUACUGUCAGAAGAGGAACAGGCUUUGGGUUCUGCAAUGCUCUGUGUAAACUGGCUGCAGUCCUGGGUAACCUGAUUUUUGGUUCCCUUGUGGGCAUCACCAAGGCCAUUCCCAUCCUCCUGGCCUCAUCUGUGCUCGUUGGGGGAGGCCUGGUUGGACUUCGGUUGCCUGACACCAGGGCGAAUGUCCUCAUGUAACACCAGCGUGGCAUUCAUCAGCUGGAAUAAAACAUGGGUGAAUACAAAAAGAAACCCAAGGAUUGUUGGGUAAGGUGUGCAAAUUGCUUGGUUUAUACAUAUCUCUACACUUGUAACAACAUUUUUCUAAAGUAAAGUCGAAUAGGAGCCCCUUCUCCACAGUGUGUUUGACUUUUCAUACAAGUCAGACUCAUCAGAUUCCUUGUUCUAGCUCAGUCAUUUUGGGAAUGCAUUGUCUGGAGAUUUCACAUGACAGAGCUGGGACUUUGUACAGGUUUUGAAAUGGACAGUUUUGUUCAGUGACGGGUUGUACCUUCCAGGUGCAGCCAUGUGUGGAGUCGCUGCAUGGUUAAAACUCAAGGCACUUAAUAUUGACACAGUCUUAUUAAGACAAGCCAGAUGGGGAGAAAAGUGAAAAACAAGCUGUAAUGAGCACAGCCAUCCUGCUGUGUGAUGACAUGGGCAAUAGAUGAUCAGACAUAGUGGACACGUGACACAGCUGUAUGACAGCUGUAUGCCCACAGGACCUGCAUACCCAGGACAUGUUGUAGACAGUGUACACAAAUUAAAAGCCACACAUUGAUAUACCGUAUUUGCAAAUACUUGCACUAAUAUAGACUGACACUUUUCCCACUCUACAUUUUUUUCACACUGUACACACAGUACAGUAUGUUGCUCAACAUGACAUUUGUUCAGAUAUCUGCCAACAUUUCUACACAGAACACCAAGCCAUUUGCAUUACCUACCCAACCACAAAACAAAAAGGCCAUAUUGAAAAAUUUUAUUUUCUUGUACCAAUAACUGUUUGUUGACUGUGAGGAUUUUAUUUUCUGUUGUGUUAUUGUGGAAGUUACAAUGAUGAGUUAUUCAUUUUGUCCAAGUGUCGUUUCACCUGAUCUUCUUCCAUAUGAGGUAUUAUUGCACUAAGUUUCUCAUUUAGAUAUUUCUUGCAGUAGUGACGUUAACAGUGAUGUCAGGCUGCUUCCUUUCAAAAAUACUGAAUGGCCUUUUUGUAAAAUGUGCCUCUCCAUAACUAGGGCAGUCUGCCCAGAGUCAUGUGGUGUCCAAAGGUUAUAAGGAACAGACUGAACUGAACAGGAGUUAAUAGAUACAGUAAUCACUAUGGAUUUGUAAAUAUAUGUGAAUCACAUGGCCAGUGCAGUUUUUAUUAGGGUGUCACUUAAAAUUCAUCUCCUUUGUUAAUCACUCUUAUUUAAAUUUAAAGUAAUAUAUUUUUGUGAAAUAAGCUUCCUCCUGGGAAAAAACAAUGGUAUAAGUUACAGUGCAUGACUAUAAAAUAACUGUGUAGAUAACAACCACCUCUUUAUGAGGGCUAAUUUGUGCCAACCAUGAUGAAAAUAUCUCUUAAUAGAUUUUUUUUUAGUUCUUUUGACUUUGUAUCUUUAAUCAUCUAAAAAAGUCUAUUUAAAUUAUGUUUGUAUAUAUUUGAACAUUUGAAAUUAACAUAAAGAAAAGUGGAUGAUAAAUUUGACCUCUGCCAUUUGUUGAGAUUUAUCAAUAUUUAUGUCUAUAAUC